AUGUGUCUAAGGAUCAAAGAUCUUGUAUCUAUUGCAUGGCAAGCCAGUGAUGGAUUGAUCAGCGAUUUUGGCCUCGGACGCUAUGCAGAUUCAGCGCUUUAUACCGCAAGAGGAGGUCGACUCCCCUUCAAAUCAAUGGCAUUGGAGGCGCUGAAAUUCUACGAGUUCUCGGAAAAAACCGAUGUAUGGGCGUUUGGAAUCCUGCUGUACGAGAUAUUUUCACUUGGUGAUGUGCCCUACAACACAGUACAACCAAUGGAUAUGAUCGCUCAUCUUGAGGAAGGGAAUCGCCCACCGCAACCGGAAAAGUGUCCAAAUGAGAUGUGGGGCCUUUCCUAUUAUGCUCUUAUGUCCAGAUGCUGGAAAGCAGAUCCUGAUAGCCGGCCAACAUUUGCAGAGGUAAAGAAUUUGUUAUUUUUUCACUCAGUUUCAUUAACCGCUCUGAUUCAUAAC
Messenger RNA from Cylicostephanus goldi, 453 nucleotides. Lineage: Eukaryota; Metazoa; Nematoda; Chromadorea; Rhabditida; Strongylidae. The record is from the annotation of a GenBank genome assembly.